AUGACCCAACAACUCUUCCAUAAAGGAAUGUUCACAAACAGCCCAAGAUUAAGCUCCUUUAGUGGAGCAACUAAUCAAGGGAACAUCGAACUGGCAGAUAAAACAGAUAAAGAAUCCGAAGAACAGCUGUUCACAGAAGUGUACUGCGGCAAAAGACAAAGAUCCAGUUCAGAUGCAGUUAUGCGCAAUCAAAAGCAGGCAAAAUUGAACUACUGGCUUGCAACACCAGCAGUACCAACAUCCAAUCGUUCAAAGGGCUCGAAGUUAUAG
Parnassius apollo (apollo) is the source of this 270-nucleotide messenger RNA. The record is from the annotation of a GenBank genome assembly. Lineage: Eukaryota; Metazoa; Arthropoda; Insecta; Lepidoptera; Papilionidae.